Messenger RNA from Staurois parvus, 274 nucleotides. The record is from the annotation of a GenBank genome assembly. NCBI's taxonomy places the organism in Eukaryota, Metazoa, Chordata, Amphibia, Anura, Ranidae.
UAGUGAAUGCAGGGUCCGGGGAGACCGGAUAUAGUGAAUGCAGGGUCCGGGGAGACCGGAUAUAGUGAAUGCAGGGUCUGGAAAGACCAGAUAUAGUGAAUGCAGGGUCCGGGGAGACCAGAUAUAGUGAAUGCAGGGUCCGGGGAGACUGGAUAUAGUGAAUGCAGGGUCUGGGGAGACCAGAUAUAGUGAUUGCAGGGGUCCUGGGUUUAGUAACACUUUAAGUGCAUUGUGUUUGUGAUGAGGAUCAGAUCACAUUUUAGGAAUCUGGAAG